AAAAUCUUAUAGCAUUUUGCCUUUUGAAACUGCAAGGAAAGUAAAACUCAAUGUUUCAUCUAACUUUGUAUUUUGUUGAUUAAUGAAGUUCUAACUAGCUCAUCCUUCAUUAAAUCUGCCUUAAGUUAUGUUGUUACAUUUUGUAGCAUGGAUAGGUGGAAGCAAAUAUCUAUGUAAGGCAUUAAAUAAUCACUACUUCUCUAUUUUUACAGUAUUAGCAGUAUCUUUUUCAAGCUCAUUUACUUCUCAGACCACUGACUGCCUUCAGGUGAGAGAGCAAUGUAUAAAUGCUGCUAAUGGAUGUGAAAGUGUCUGGAAUAUAAUUGAAGAUGUCUGCAACAUUUCAGGUAACAGCUGCAAAGCAAAAGAUUCUGUUGUCUGCAAUAAAGCCAUACAGUUCUUAGCUGACCAGUAUCCAAAAUUUAAAAGCUGUAUCUGCACCAAGAAUGAUUCUUGUAGCAUCGAAAUGUUGCUUGAACAACAAUGUGGCCUUAAGAAAGAACAUAUGGACCCUUCAGCAAAUUCAGAUAUCCAGUUAAACUUCACGCUGCACACAAAGCACAAAGACCUAAAACACACAGGUGAACGAGAAAAUGACUGCAAUAUUGCAAAGCAAAGCUGUCGAGAUGACCGCUACUGCUUUGUGGAGUAUAAGAACUUCCAAAGGGUAUGCAGAGCAGAGGUAGCACAAUGCAGUCUCCAAGUUGUUGGGAAACAAUGUUUGUCUGCGUGGAAGAACCUGAGAAAAACAGUCUUAGGGAAUUGCAGGUGUUCAGAGCCACUUCAAAAACGGUGUACUAAAAUAUGGAAAAGCAUCUUUAAUAACACCUGUCUACAGCAUGCAAAGGAGAAUAUAGCUUUUGAUGAAGAAGACUAUGAUGAUGAGAGAAAUCAGGACGCUGGUACAGAUAAUAUUAACAUGGAAACUAAAUUACAGUGGAAUUUAUCUGCUCUUUCCAAACAAGAACACACUGAGAAUGGGACAUGUUUGGAUGUAAACAGGGCAUGUAUUGAAGAUGAAGUGUGUAACAGACAGCUAUCUCUGUACCUUAAAGUUUGCUCAGUGAAUAAAAAGUGCAACAUGAAAGAAUGUCAAGCAGCCAUAAGGUUCUUCUAUCAAAAUAUGCCUUUUAAUGUUGCCCAGAUGUUGACAUUCUGUGACUGCACCCAACUUGAUAAAUCUUGCCAAAAAGCUAAAGAACUUCUUCAUGGAAAGCCAUGUGCAGUCAACAUAGUGCCCCCUCCUUCGUGUCUAAGCAUAAUUCACCAAUGCCAAAACAAUGAAUUAUGCAGGAAAAAAUAUGAAAUGUUUUGGUCAAUGUGCUGGAGGCAUGUUACAAGAAGAUGCUAUGAAGAUAAAGCUUGUCUUGAAACAUUAAUCAAGGGUGAUAUGACUUGCUCUGAAAGUGCUGACUGCAGAGCAGCUUACAUUGGCAACUGGGGUACCAUGCUUCGGGUAGACUGCUCCUGUAAUACUGUACCAUUAGCUGAAUUGCCUCUAUGCAAGCUCUUUCAGCACAUGCUUCAUGGAAAGUCCUGUUUCAAACAGAUUUCAAGUGAAAAAACAAAUUUUCAUUGGAUUCAUACUGAUAGACCAGGAGAAAAGCUUCCCAGGACAAGGUUACAGUCAUCAUUUAAGGGUGAAACAAUCCACAUUAUUGCAUACACUUCCUGCAUAAUACUAAUCUUGGGAAUUGUCAUGUUGGCUCUACUAAAGACCAGAGUCUGCAGAACAGCAUAUCAGUCAAGACAUACCUCACCUGACCAUUCCUCUGAGACUUUUGUGAUCCAUUAGCAGGCAUUAGAGAAUCAACUGCAUUGGUAGCCCUUUUAAGACUACCUUUGGUGAAGCAGCUACUGUACAUUUACAAUAAUAAAAUAUAUGUUAUAACAGCUAGCAAGCUAUGGGAUUCCAUGUCUGAAAGUAUGAAAUAUUUUUAUAUUGAAUUACAUAUGUACAACAUUUAACAAAUAUACAAAUAUUAAAACUGAGCACUCCCUCUUUCUCACCUGUGUCAUUGCUAUAUCCUGUGCUAUAUAUUUAUUCCAUCUUUAGAUUAUCAGUUUAUUGUAUACAACAUGAAAUUGGGCUAGCCAGGUGGCAAACAUUUUUACCAAACUUUACCAAUAUGCAUCCUGAGUUAGCCAUAUACCACCAAGAGAGGGAAAAAAUUUAAAGAAAUGUUUCAGAGUGUUUUUAACAAUCUGCAGGUUCCUGCAGGUUUGGAACACAAGUUGCAGUGAGGAAGAAUGGGAAGAUAACACCAGGAACUUCUAUGUUCUUGGAGAAUUUUGCAAUAGCUCUGAGCAACACACUGCACCUCAUAGCUACAAGCAGCAGCACCGAACUCAAACAGCUCUUUUACUAAAGAUCCCAUCCAAAUGGAGUCCCUUUAUUAGUGCAAAGAGUUCUGUGCAUGAAACAAAACCUAGGGAUAGUACUCCUUUUUUGUACCUCCAUGCCAGACUCCUUUAGUACAAGGAGUAAAAAUGUCCAGACCUAGAGAAAGAAAGAAAUUAGUUGCAAACAUACUUUGGAAAAGUCCAGUCUUCAUAUAAAGUAUCUUUGUUUUUGUAAUAGCAGUGAGAUUUUGAAAGUUCCACCCAUGGGACUUGAAACU
Gavialis gangeticus (Gharial) is the source of this 2621-nucleotide messenger RNA. It is a transcript of the gene GFRAL, whose product is annotated as GDNF family receptor alpha like. The coding region runs from base 128 to 1795 and encodes 555 amino acids. Gene Ontology annotation, cellular component: signaling receptor complex; external side of plasma membrane. Gene Ontology annotation, biological process: nervous system development. Gene Ontology annotation, molecular function: signaling receptor activity. The transcript is spliced from 9 exons. The record is from RefSeq and is a predicted model, not a curated record. NCBI's taxonomy places the organism in Eukaryota, Metazoa, Chordata, Crocodylia, Gavialidae.